AAGGACAGGGGGUGUGGCUGGCAGGGAAAACUGGCUGCCUUUCAUUGUCACGUGGAGUCUUGUCCAAUGAGAGAUGGUUCACCCAUGAUUGGGCUAGUGAAACCGCAAGUUGAAGAAGUUACACAUUAUGGAGACAUUUCCGAGUCUGCAUCACAAACAUCUCUGGUGGAACAACCGAGUGAGAAGGAGGUGCUGCUGCAACAGCUAGGAAGAAAGCGAGAAGAAAUGGAUAAAGCUCAGAAUGAACUGAAGGAGAGUCAAGUA
Molecule: messenger RNA, 264 nt
Organism: Geodia barretti
Lineage: Eukaryota; Metazoa; Porifera; Demospongiae; Tetractinellida; Geodiidae
Source: the annotation of a GenBank genome assembly